This is a messenger RNA of Penicillium longicatenatum, 1383 nucleotides long. RefSeq lists its product as uncharacterized. Gene Ontology annotation, molecular function: monooxygenase activity; oxidoreductase activity, acting on paired donors, with incorporation or reduction of molecular oxygen; heme binding. Bases 1 to 1383 code for a protein of 460 amino acids. The record is from RefSeq and is a predicted model, not a curated record. The transcript is spliced from 2 exons. NCBI's taxonomy places the organism in Eukaryota, Fungi, Ascomycota, Eurotiomycetes, Eurotiales, Aspergillaceae.
AUGGCAUCGAAAAUUCCCCAACCGCCCGGGGUUCCCUUACUAGGGAAUGUCCUGGAUGUCAAUCCCAACGAAACUUGGGGCUCUUUGAUAAAGCUUUCAGAGAAAUACGGUCCAAUCUUUAAGAUAACCGUCCUGGGCAAACAGCUUGUCUUCAUUAGCAAUGUCGCACUACUAGAAGAGAUAUGCGACGAGAAGCGAUUCCGAAAAUGCGUGACAGGCCCAGUCGUGGAGAUGCGACAACUCGCCAACAACUGCCUUUUCACUGCAUACGACAACGAAAGCAUAUGGGGCGUGAGCCAUCGCAUCAUGGCCCCAUACGUUAGCGGGGCAGCAGUGGAUAAAUGCUACAGCGAUAUGGCAAACGUGAUCCCGGACCUGACCAAGAAAUGGACUUCGGGGGUCAACAAGAAGGUACUUUUCACCAGUGAUCUCGACCGUCUAUUGAUGACAUCAGUCAUGCAAUGCUUCUUCAACCAGCGGAUUGAUAUCCUCGAAGGACCUGAGCACCCUCUCAUCCACGCCUGGGAGUCUAUCACAUGGGAAGCAAUGAAGCGACCUACCCGGCCGAAGAUGCUGAAUUGGCUGUUGUAUGAGCGCGACUUUAAGAACAAUAUCAAGUACAUGCGCGGAUUCGCGACGGAGAUCGUCAAGAGCCGGAAAGAGAAUGCCUCGCAGGUUCGCGAUGAUCUUUUGAACGGGUUGCUUCAUGCUGCCGAUCCUCAGACUGGCGAAAAGCUUACCGAAACCCAAGUCAUCGACGAAGUGGUGACCAUGUUUAUCGGUGCCGCGACCUCAGCCAAUCUUGUCGCUUUCGCUUUAUACUACCUUAUCAAGAAUCCGGAGAGUAUCACCAAAGCGAGAGCUGAGAUUGAUUCGGUUGUCGGUCCAGAUGAGCAAAUACAGCUUGAAGACCUUAAGAAGCUACAAUACUGCGAGAGUAUCAUCAGAGAAUCUCUUCGGCUUUCUGCUACGGCACCGGGCUUCAACAUUGAACCCAUCCCCAGGGCAACAGAUGAUAAGAGUCCCGUUCUGCUCGCCGGAGGCAAAUACCAAAUCCCAUAUAAUCAGGCCAUGAUCUGCAUUCUCCACACUGUGAACCGAGAUCCUGAGGUCUUCGAGAACCCAGAGACAUUCAGUCCAGAGCGGGUUCUUGGGGAGAAAUGGCAUAACCUUCCUAAAGGAGCCAAGAGGAACUUUGGGAAUGGUAAACGUGAGUGUUAUGGGACGAUGUGGGCGUGGCGUUGGUCUAUCUUCACACUUGUUAGCAUUCUCAAGGACGUUGAUCUUGCGUUUGAAGAUCCAAAUUACGAACUCACUUGCAAUGGGGCUUUCACUGUGAAGCCUCUGGAGUUCAACGGUCUUGUCAACCCUCGUAAGAGGUAG